UUUCAUUCUUGGAGCCAUCCGCAUGCUGAUGAUGGACGUCCCAAGCCCUACAACCCAAGGAGAGUCAGUAGAGUUGAUUUGCAGCUAUGAGCUGGACGAAGACAAGCUCUAUUCUGUCAAGUGGUACAAAGAUGAUAUCGAGUUCUACAGGUAUGUCCCAAAUGACUGGCCACCGGGGCAGUUCCUUCCUCUGCAAGGAGUGCGAGUUGAUCUUUCUAAAUCUGGAAGUCAGUCAGUUUACCUGCGUCACGUGGACCUCAAUAGUGCUGGAACAUAUCGUUGCGAAGUUUCAGCUGAAGCUCCCGAGUUCCAGACUGUUGAAGCAGAGAAAGAGAUGAAAGUAUUUGUUUUGCCAACUGAAGGACCCAGAAUUACCGGAGGCAUGUCUAAGUACAGAGUUGGUGAUACAGUAUCGGUCAACUGUACCUCAUCGAAAUCCAAACCUGCUGCCACACUACGAUGGUAUAUUAAUGACGAACUGGCCAGUCCCGAGAAUGAACUAGAACAUUCGACAACCUUGCAUGCAGACGGUCUGGAGACGUCGAGUUUGAACCUAAAAUUCAUUGUAAAUGAGCAUCACUUCAGAGGUGGCAAUAUGAAGCUUAAGUGUACGGCAACCAUUUCUCGAAUCUACACGAUGAGCAAUGAGGAGCUUGUAUUUGGCACAGGACUCAGACAGCAGACAUCGGGUCUGCACAUUACGGAAAAUAUGAGCCACGUCCAAAAUCACUCCUCAAAACUUUGUUCCGUCCACUGGAUUCUGCGCUUUCUCCUCUACUUUGUAGCCGUCAUCAGGAUGUCGGAUUUCGCCAGAUCCAAGCUUCCUCUUGGAUGACGAUGGAAUACUCCAUAAAUGUAAAACUUUCUAAUCCAGUCUGUGAUAUUUAAGUGUGCGGAACAAGUCGUGCCUAUCCUCUGUCAUAGAAUCGGUGUUUGUCGUCGAAAUAUGUUCAGGAAGAAGGACAGCGUUAAUGUUCAAAGGUGGUUUAUAAAUUUAAGUGUUGUUUCAGAUAUAUAUAUCUAUAUAUACGUGUUUGUUGAAAGUACACUCAGUGGGGACUGUUUAUGUAAUAUAACCUCACGUUUCGAUUGUUGUAUGGAAGUUUGUAAUGUACACGUGUUAGUCCGUGUAGUACGUAAUAAAUAUUUGCAGAAA
Stegodyphus dumicola is the source of this 1156-nucleotide messenger RNA. Its product is annotated as cell adhesion molecule 1-like. Lineage: Eukaryota; Metazoa; Arthropoda; Arachnida; Araneae; Eresidae. The record is from RefSeq and is a predicted model, not a curated record.